Molecule: messenger RNA, 13726 nt
Organism: Dermacentor andersoni
Lineage: Eukaryota; Metazoa; Arthropoda; Arachnida; Ixodida; Ixodidae
Gene: Nmdar1
Product: NMDA receptor 1
Biological process (GO): monoatomic ion transport
Cellular component (GO): membrane
Molecular function (GO): ligand-gated monoatomic ion channel activity; signaling receptor activity
Source: RefSeq, a predicted model, not a curated record
CCGCAUCCCGGCGUCCGGAGUAUCCCGGCGGAGAAAGUCAAAAAAGAACCACACAGCGCUCUCCCCGUGGACGUGGAAGAUGUCCUGAGCGACGGCCGGCUGAAACCGUGGCCGGCGGUUUCCGAUGGUUGGCCGAGGGCGCCGUCCGACCUGGGGCGCCCCCUCUACCCCCCGCAAGGGGGCCUGCGACGGGGGGACUCACCACGGCCGCCUUCCCGUCUGGCUGUUGCUACUGCUGCUGCCACUACACCUCGCCUCACUCGUCGCGACGCAGAGCAGCUCUACGGCUACGGCGGGGGUAUCCCCGCCUACCGCGGGGGCACUCUUGCGGCGGCGGCAGCAGGCGCAGCCCAUCUUCCACAUUGGCGCCGUGGUGAACCCUCCGGACAGCACCAGCUACUUCGCACAAGCCAUAGAGGACGCCGUUGGCGAACACGGCAUCACGCUCUACGCACAGACGGUCCACAUGAACUCAAACCCCAUACGCAUAGCACAGAGCGUCUGCGAAAACCUCAUCUCCGCACAGGUGUUUGCUGUCGUGAUCAGUCACCCAGUGUCCGGCGAACUGUCUCCCGCCGCCGUAUCGUACACAUGCGGCUUCUACAACGUACCUGUCAUCGGCAUCAGCUCCAGGCACAGCUCCCUCUCCGACAAAAACCUGCACCGGACGUUCCUUCGCACGGUGCCACCGUACUCUCAGCAGGCCGAUGUGUGGGUGGAGCUGCUGCAGUUCCUCAAAUACCGCUGCGUGGUCUUCAUCCACAGCUCGGACAACGACGGCCGCGCCACGCUGGGACGAUUCCAGAACAAAGCCGAGCCCCAGGGCAUCAAGCUCGAACGAGUCAUCGAAUACGAACCAGGCAUCACCGACAUUACGCAAGAGUUGGAAGAAACCAAGGAAAUUCACUGCCGUGUGUUUGUGCUCUACGCAACUGCAGAAGAUGCGACGGGAAUAUAUUCCGAAGUGGCCUUUUUGAACAUGACAAGUCCAGGCUAUGUCUGGAUUGUGUCUGAACAAGCCCUCAGAGCGCCAAAUGUGCCCGACGGUGUGCUGGGGCUAGAACUAGUAAACGCAUCCGACGAGAGAGCCCAUAUACGUGACAGUGUUCAGGUGAUUGCCUUAGCCUUGAAAGAACUCCAGAAGGACCCCAACAUGACUCAGCCCAACAUUAGCUGCAGCAUGCUUGGAAACUCCUGGGAGUCCGGACUCAAGCUUGUGAGCUUGCUCAAGAAACAGAAGCUGCUUCGCGGGGAGACAGGACGCGUUCGAUUCGACGACAAGGGUGACCGACUCGACAGCGACUACGACAUCCUCAACGUGGUGCGUGGAAGCCACGUUCCAGUGGGCCAGUACGUCUUCUCCAAGUGGACCAUGAGCAUGGAGCUCGAGCUGGAGCUGGAGAAAAUGGUCUGGCCCGGGCGGCAGACCGAGACGCCGCUGGGUUACGUGAUCCCCAAGCACUUGCGCGUCGCCACCAUCGCCGAGAGGCCCUUCGUGUGGGUGAGGCCUGUCGCAGACGAGUCUCAGUGCCUGCCAUCCGAGAUACUCUGUCCAUGGACCAACAGCACAGACGGUACUGCGUAUCCCUACUGUUGCGAGGGAUACUGCAUGGAUCUCCUGAGAAGCCUUGCCCGUAAACUCAACUUUACAUAUACGUUGUAUCAAGUCCAAGAUGGGCAGUACGGAACGUUUGACUUCGUAAACGGGUCGACGUACAAACGUUGGUCCGGCAUGGUUGGUGAUCUGGUGCGCGGGGUCGCUGACAUGAUCAUCGCCCCUCUCACAAUAACCCCGGAGAGAUCGAUGGAGAUCGACUUCACCAAACCGUUUAAAUACCAAGGCAUCACCAUCCUGGCAAAGAAGCAAGACAAGAGUUCUACACUAGCGUCAUUUCUUCAGCCUUUCCAAAAGACGCUAUGGAUUCUGGUGAUGGUGUCUGUUCACGUGGUCGCGCUAGCGCUGUACCUGCUCGACCGGUUCAGCCCCUUCGGUCGAUACAAGCUCCCCAACAGUGAUGCGACGGAGGAAGACGCGCUCAACCUUUCCAGCGCCAUCUGGUUUGCAUGGGGAGUACUGCUCAACAGCGGCAUUGCUGAAGGCACUCCAAGAAGCUUCAGCGGCCGCGUCCUGGGAAUGGUUUGGGCUGGAUUUGCCAUGAUUGUGGUAGCCUCCUACACUGCCAACCUGGCAGCAUUCCUCGUCUUAGAAAAGCCCGAAUCUUCGCUUUCCGGUAUCAACGACCCGAGGUUGAGAAAUCCCUCGGAGAACUUUACGUACGCCACUGUGAAAGGCAGUGCCGUAGACAUGUACUUCCGGCGACAGGUGGAGCUGUCCAAUAUGUACAGGAUCAUGGAGGGCAAGAACUAUGAGACCGUGGAAGAAGGUAUUGAGGCCCUGAAGAACAACCAAUUGGAUGCAUUCAUCUGGGACUCUUCCCGGUUGGAAUUCGAGGCGGCUCAGCACUGCGACCUGGUGACCGCCGGCGAGCAGUUUGGCCGCUCGGGGUACGGAAUUGGCCUGCAACGCAACUCCUUCUGGGUCGACAAGGUCACGCUUACGCUCCUGGAGAUGCACGAGAGUGGCUACAUGGAACAGCUAGACAGCAAAUGGAUAAUCCGCGACGGCGAAAAAUGCGAAACCAAGAAUGAACGCACUCCGGCAACGCUGGGACUCACCAACAUGGCGGGCGUGUUCAUCCUGGUGGGCGCCGGUAUCGUGGGUGGUAUAGGGCUCAUUGUGAUAGAGAUCGUGUACAAGAAGCACCAGACACGCAAGCAACGGAGGCUCGAGCUCGCCAGGCACGCCGCCGACAAAUGGCGCGGAGCUGUUGAGAAGCGGCGCACGCUCCGGUCCACCAUGCCGCUACAGACUCGGCGCGUGAAGGCGAACGGCCGGGAGCCCUUUACCACCGAGCGGGGCCUGCUGGGAAUGCUCGAGUCGCCAGCAGCGAGCUCAGCCGCCGGCCGCCAGUACCACCACCAGGUGGCGUCGUCGGCGGGACCGCCGCCGUCGUCCUUCUUUCUUCCGCCGCCGCCCCCGCCGCCGCCGGCGUCGUCGCCGGCAGCACUGCGCAUGCGCACGGCGGGCCACGUCCGGUACCUGCUCAGGGGUGACUCGGAGUCGUACGACAUCACCGUUUGAUGAGGAGAGCGUCUUUCGCUUUUUCCUUAACUUCUUCUUAGCGAUAACAGCUGACGGGCGCACUUGUCUCGCCUUCGAGUCGAACCGUAACGAUCGUGAAUAUCCUCUUGAACCCCUCAAUUAAGGGGUCUUUACGACCUCAGGUCAUGAGGGAUCGUCACUUUGGCUUACGACAAGCCCUUCGCCGCAUAGGUGGUGGUAAACGUUCUCAUCAUCAUCGCUUUUAUUGAAUUACACUUAUCGCAACAUUUGUAGGCGGUCUUUUUCGCUCUAAUCAUGGAAAUAAGGCAUACAACUACAAAAUGAGCCGUUAUUGUCGUUUUUCGAGAUCAAAAGAGGACUACGCGGUUGAAUGGGAAUGUUGAAUGAGCACAGAUGAAUACAAUUUAGCUGUUCACCCUAAACUUUGGGCUAAGCAGGCUUGGGAUCACUCGGUGUCUGGAAACGUAGCCGUCUGAUGAGAACCUUCCGAUUAUAAUGCCAUCGUUUGUUUUCUUCAGUAACGGCUGAUAGCAUUGGGCGUAUUUGUCUCGCUUCCGGGCCGAACCAUAACGAUCGUUAACCUCCUAUUUAAACGGAAACACCCAAUAAUCAUACAUUAAUACAUUUAGGCUAUCUAAAUCAAAUGCUGAGAUCAGCCCUUUGUUCUUCCUCGUUACGCAAUGAGGCUGUUUUAGACAAAUUUAUUUUUCGCGGUUUAUUACCCUUUACUGUUUUUUUUUUCUUUGAUAUCUCGCUCUUAAGUCAUACCUCCAUAUUGAUUUCCCAUCUGUCCUGAUGCGUCAACCAGAGUCACGUAAACUUCAUUGACCUCGCCAAAAGGAAUGGUAAAGAAAGCCUCUAACGAACUUAUUUCGCACGUAAAGGUGUCCAUAUUCUUGUUCUUCCUGAACUACAAUCUGCAGGCCACACCUGUUUAAAUGUCGAGGUUUUACGCUUUGCGCUAUAUCUACAGUGUGCACCGUAUUACAGGAUUCAGUGCGCGCCGUGUGAAAGUUAUUUUACUCCCCAAAACGGCUCAUUCCGAACUGACGGUUUCUAAAGCCGUGCCGUACUGACACUAGUGCUGCCAUCUCGAGGGCGAGUUUCUAGCCUCAGUAUCGCAGAAAGUCGCCCCGACGUAUGUCUUUCAUUUUCAAUAUUUCAAGGAAGAAAUCUUCAGAGUGUUAUUUCCUCAAAGCCCGAGUACUGCGUUCCACGUAACGCCAGUGGUGUGCAAGUCUGACGCGGGGUGUAGUCCGUAAAUAACGACACAACAAAUGUAAUAAAAGAAAUUGAGGCCACAAUCACCAACGCCGGUAGUAGCUUUGGACAAGAGAGUGUUCAACUGUUUUAUGACGAAGUUGUCGCCGGUUUGUAGCUGCUUGUACAUGCUAGUCUCAAAUUAGGAUACCUGUUUAAGCCGAUAUGAGUCGUCUGCUUCGAUGAGAGAUUUUUCAUCUGUUGAAACUUUGAAUUUAUAUUUAGCAAAUUAUAUACCACCUAUCAGAGUAUGAACUUACACGGCGCCUACGAACAGCUACAUUGACUUGUUAGAGGCACUUAGGUGGCUUCACAGUGCAUAACAAAUGCGAAUUGACAUCAAUUUUUUCUAGCAGAGAAACCUCGCAUUGAAUCGAAUUGAUAUAAAAUGUACUGCAAACACUUACAUCGUUUCCACGAAAAUAGACAAAAGCAAGAAACACAUCGAAGCAGGUGUCCAUGCUUCAGUUUUCUCAUUUGUGCCCAGUACUUCGUUAUAGUUAUGUACAAGGGGCUGUGCACAUUAUAAGUAGGUGUGACAGCAAAAAUUUAAGUGCUGUAGCUAUUAACAAACGCGUUAGCCUUGACAAGAAAUAGGUGAUUAGAUAACUAUCCAAAACUCUAGUUAACGAUCGCGCGGACUUUCCGAUUUCGAAUAUCUGUUCGCAAAUAAGAUUGCACAUAACGUAAGGGCUCAAGUGACGAUAAAGCUUCUAGGCCAUUGUGGCAGACAUGGUCACAUGCUAUUCAACCAACAUGCGUUAUAGCUUCGAAAGUGGUAUCAUGUUACCAUAUUGAAACAAUGAGUUCUUGUGCGGAAUACGAUGGACAGAAUUUCGCCGUGCUGCGGAAGCUAAUUUAGUAACAAAUACACUGGCUGUGCUCACGGGUUGAAUCAGCCUUCAGGGUGGCGUAUUAAACAGUUUAUUGAGGACGUUAACAAAAUUAACAAAACUAUCCUAGGAUCUGCGCACUCCCUUGCUAUAAAUGUUCUGUAGGAUUUGAAAACAUCCUUCAUCGUGCCCAACAUUCAACUUAGCACACGCAUUCAACACGGUUAAACACGCUUAGCUGAUAUAAUCCCACCUAGCUGCUUUUGGCGAGGCCAAUGUUUACAGUAGAGUGAGGCAAAAAGAAAGAAUUCUUGUUGAAAAUCUUACGCCGCGGGCUGACGGUUUUCGAGCGUUUCAGUCCCUUGAAAACUCUGAAGCACAAUAACAAAUGUAUUGUUACGGUUAGAGCGUUCUAUAAGAUAUCCUCAAGAAAUAGCGCGAGUGAAACAGCGUAAUCCACAAAACUGCAUUUAACCGCUCGGUGCUCUUUGUCUUCUUUCUCUCAUUUCAUGCGAAUAGCUCAGAGUGCAGGUCCAGUACGUUUGCGCAGCGUUGAAAAAAAAAAGUUUCUAUCUUUAGGAUGAAGUGUUACGCGUAAUAUCGAAUGAUACUACAUAGCCGAACUAUAUAGAAACAGUAGCUACAAAUGCUAGGUUGACCUUACAGCAAGCUUAGCUUUAGCGUAUGCAUUCCAAGGGUACGAGUUAGUCGUAUGACAUUACGAACACAACGGUCGCAACGUUAUCGUUCUUUACGGGUCGCAAACGCAAAGACGAGCCAUCUUUAUGCUACUGUCGUGCUGUCUUAAGUGUUUGUUCAGACAAACGAAGUUUCGCGCAUAGGGAUACAAAUAGUCGUGUUUUCACUGUCCAUUAUCGGCUUCAAUGCAGCUAUAUAUCGUACCAAGAGAAAACGUUUUCGGGAAGAUCCAGGCAACAGCGCACUUCCCGGUGGAAGAAACGCUCGACAACACGAUGUUACCCGUUUUAUCUCUUCGGGAGUGUUGCCUUUAACGCGUGACGCUGGACGGACUAGUUACAGUCGUAAGGAGCCGAUAAGAUCUCAGGGCCUUCUACUAUAUGGUCGAUACAGACGCUCGCUCUUGCCUUUGGGGCCCGAGAUCUCCGCCUAUUUGGCUCAAGCGUGCCCACUGUUUACGCACGCCACGUAGCCAUAGCACUAUAUAGGAGCUAUACUCUGCGAAGUGUUUCCUUCGAGGUAUACACAUAGCACUUGAGAAAGAAAUUUAUGUAAGCGUGCUUUGGGUCGUUCAUUCGUACGUUUAUUUGGCGUUCUCUUCUUUUUUCAUCUAUUGCAGCGUGAGUAUAUCUUUGACGGAGUGCUUAUAGUAACGGCAUUGUUUUCAUGUAGACGCGUAGGGUACUCCCUCGUCGCUUGAUAGCAUGAUGAUAGGAACGAAGAGUAACAUUCAUAACUAUACAGUGUCACGACGUAACCAUUUUCCACAGUACUGUCCUGGCCCUGGGCGCCAAUCUAACGUCACCCUGAUGGGCGUGUUCUCCGACACGAAGUGCUUGUUUCUUGCUUGUAUCAUUUGUUUUUCGUGUCGCGCUUCAGCAAGUAAUACGCUGACUGCUGAUGGUUGCUUCCUGUAUGUUACACGCGUCCCAUGUCGAAAGGGAGAGUGACUGACGAUACGUUUAGCCACCGACCAUUUCAGCGAUGAAGAUUUGCGAAUUUACGUGGUUGGCCGCUUACAGUGAAUGAAAGAAGCCCUCAGUUUACCGAAACGUCAAAAAUAUUUACUGCAAGCAAGUGCGCCCAUUUCUGCUCACUUUCCAUUUGUUUCUAUGAUGACUUGUUUCGAUCAUUAUACAAUUAUCUUCUACCUUUUCUGCUUAGCUUUUAGAGAAAUCAUACGGAACAUUGAUAACUUAUGCAGGAAAUGAGAAAGGCAAUGUAACGCUCGUCUAAUUCAACUCCAACCUAAAAGAAGUAAUGAGAUAGUGCUGUUAUUUUUUUUCUUUUUUUUGGCUGGAUUCUGAUACAUAUUUGAGUUCGUCGAAAUAAACAAAUUUCCUUGGCAGUACCAGAAUACGUCAGUGCUGAACAAAAAAAAAGAAGCUCAAUAUCACUAUAAACGCAUAAGCAUUUCCGUCUUUCCCACGUUGCUCCGGAUAUGUCUGUAUAUCUUCAGCCAAUGCGAGCUGCAGUGUUUGUCCGGUUGCAAGAUCUUGCCAAGCCGAUCCGAUGGACGAAGCAAUGUCUCAACAUGCGUAAACAUAAAACAUUUUUCUUCUAUGGUCAUGAUUUCUGAAAGCCUAAGCACUCGGGAGAAUAGCCUGUAUUUACGGAGAGCUAUCUGAACGUGUCCUCAGUUCAAAUAUCGAAGUCCCCUUUCGGAACCCUCUGAAGCCACCAAUUCACAGUCCAGAGAAUAGGCUCUUAGACUGCAUAUUUCGUUCUUUAAGUAGAUAUUUUGUAGUCGAUGAAAGGUAAUGUCGAGAAGAAAUGUAAAAGGAGAAAUAUUUCUGUGCUGGUGGCUGACAAAAAAAAAUCUCAUUAAGUAACGUCAUAAGUUAGUAAAGUAGACAAAAUACAAAACAACAUAUGUAGUCUCGGUGCCUCCCGACCACUUCUACAGCAGCGAAAUGAGCUACUUUCGGAGAAUUAGUUCCCAGCACACAUCAUGAAGUACACUGGCGUUCCAAAUGAUUUUGUUCGGCACUGAACAAGCAAGGCCUUGCGGGAGAAUGAAUGAUCGUCAACAAAGUUAUUCGCAACCUUGUCCAGCUUCUCUCUCGUGAGCGGACGCCACUCUUUCAAUUCUCUGCAAAGUGAACAUGCCGUCAACGUUUACUAGCGUCAAUUCCAUAAUUGUAGCGUUUGCUCAAUAUUAAUAAAUUGUCUAGUUAGAAAACAUACGAAAAGUAAUCAGUUCAGUGGUUGUUUUCACUAAUUUCCUUACGUUCGCCGCCACUAAUGUGUUGCUGAAGAAAAAAGGCAUUAUUCCAAUGCACUGCCUCCGAGAAAGUUUCAUUACAUUCGUUAAAACAGGUAGUACGUACUACGCAGUGCAUUACGACGAUCAAAAGCUCUGUGAAUGUGUCCUCCGAAACAGAGCUUGCUUCCUGUGCUGGUUCGAAUGAAGUCUAUUUCACGUGAUUACUACUUCGCCAGGAAAUUUACGCAUCGGUCAAGGAUUGCGUGUUCAAUAGACUUGAAUCGUGCGCCUGUGGAGGCUUCGCUGCGGGUCAUCGUCGGUUUGGCACGACUGUACUCAAUGCCACAGAGCACCAUCAUCUAAUGACGCCACCUUCGCUUGUUCAAAACAAGCUCCUACGAAUACGUGAGCUUACGCUAUCGUUUCCGUGAAUAUACGUCUGUCAGUCAUGCCGUCACGCUGAGAAUGCUUCGCCGCAGUUUCGCUGCUACACUUAUCGCCUGCGGUGACGGAAUGGGACCGAGGGCGCGCUUCGAGGCGUGUGGUGAUAAAGCGCCGUCUUCGUUUCGAUCGAUUGACUUAUCGGUCGUAAUGAUAUUAGAAGGGCUGGCAUAGUUUCUCGCCAGCCUUCCAACAACAUUAGACAGUUAAUAAUCAAUAAAUGAGUUUUGACCAUGAGGGUGAGAAAUUGCGCACCAGCUGCACUAACUAAGAGCACUUACGCUCUAGCUAGUCACUAGCACUAGCCAAGAGCUGUUUAGGCACGACCGAAGAAAAGCUUCGUGCUAUUCUUUGGCGAUUGACAAUGUUUCCCCCUCAAAAGCUUCGGCUGUAAUGAAUCAUUAUGAUGACUCGUACAGAUAGCUGGCUAAAGCAACUACUUUUUAUUUUCAACUUUCAAGUAAGCCCGUUCUUUAUGCGGUGACACUAUACCCAAGUAUGUUACGUAGGAAACAAGCAUACACGAAAAAAAAAAACAAGGAAGCUGAGGAUGCUCAUUCCAUCUUGGCGUUUGCUGAGUAGCUGGCGUUGCCCAGAAUUGCACAGAAAGGAAUAUCGAAUGAAUACAUUCGAGCAAGUUCGGGCGUUUCACGGUGCUUUCGCAGAAGCCUUCGCUUUAUUUUCUGUGAAUAACUUUCUUGCACUAAAAUUAGGUUGUUGCAGUUUCUAAUGUAAAACUCCAGUUAUUCCGCGGAAAAUAUGCACGAAAGGUUUUCGGAUGUGCUUCUAAACAUUGUUUGCUCGCUGCUUCACGAAAAGGGAAAGAAAAUUCAGACUUUGGCAUUGUUAGCGUUAUGGCAACUUUACUCCACACAACGCACGCGCACAAACUAUAGCACUUAACGUAGAGCAACUUGAAGUAUUAAGCCAAUUUUGAACAUCACGUAACAAGCUCGUUGUUAACGCCAGUAGAUCUUUAAAUACUGACUUUCUCAAUGACUAGCAGGUGGGUACGAUUGCGCAGCGCCCGAGAAACGCACCACUUUCCCUCCGUAGCUAGCAGCCCUCAUGUUAGAUUAAGACGGCCGUGUUCUGGGAGACAAAGCUGCGUAAUAUAAGUGCAACGCCGCCUAUUCGUAAUUCGGUGUCUGCAAAACCUUAGGCGAAUUAGCUUCAAGCACCGCACAAUCCAUGCUUAAUGUGAUAGAGCCUCAAUGUUCUUUCAACAACAUUAGAGGUCUCUGCGCUGCUUUGAGGCGAAAAAAUCAUUAAGAGUGACAGUAAAAGGGAGGGAAGAAGGGAAGAGUUUAUGGAAAGAGGGAGAUCUUAAGUGCUGAGCAUGCAGUGGGCAAAUACAAGCUUCUUUAGUCUGUAGCUAAAGUCAAGACAAGAGGACUUCAUCAUCAUCGAUGUCCUCUUGUCUAAACGUUGACUCUGACCUGAGGCAUCCCUGGUUCGAUGACUAAUAAUGAAGAAACAAGAACGUGCUAAACAUAAUUAUAAACCAGCAUUUUUCUUGCUCUACGUGGCCGCCCAGAAAAUUUCUGUGCACUUAGGUGGUGGUAACUAUCAAGGUCAUCAUCAUCAUCAUCAUCAUCAUCAUCAGCCUGGUUACUGCUGAUGAUGAUCACUAUCAAACUAUCAAAGGUGCUUUCCCACAAAGUGGAUCUUUGAAAACAGGUCCUCUUUUCGAAACGUUGGCUCCAACCUGAGGCAUCUCUUGCUUGACCAUUGUUGAUCCAGAUCGAAGAAUGUUCUCAGUAUAAUCAAGAAAUCUGCACUUCCCUGAUUCAAGUAGCUAUUUAAAUGUCUUUCUGCGCACUUAGGCGAUGGUACUUUCUCACAAAGUACAUAUUUUCUGUCGCUAACGCGAUCGAUUCUAAACGGAGCUCGACGCAGUUAUCACCACCUGCCGUUCACCAAGAAGAGUUGUGCCCCUCGUCCUGUUACGUCGCUCGGGUUUUUUUCUCGCUGAAUCUUCAAGUGCUUUGUAUACGCUGACAUAGAGUGUUAUCUCAUUGCUUCGGCGGCGGCGGCGGCGGGAAACGCCUUAUCCCGUAUCGCCCGCUCCAUAUUACGCACGCCGCUUCCGCCAUCGCCGCCGCCGCACGUGCUGUAGUGGACGUAGAUUUGCAUACGGAACGUUUACACGUGCACAGACUGUUUAUAGUUUUAUAGAAAUGUUGUGCGUAGCUGCCGCAUCUUUCUCGCUUGUAACGCUGUAUUUUGCUACGUAGUUGCUACACGGCGGGAAACCGGCCUACAACGAAGGUGUUCUCUUCCUUUCUUUCUCUCUCUCUCUCUCUCUCUCUCUCUCUCUCUCUCUCGAGGUCGCCGUCGCGACCAGCAUAGAGAACUCGAGCAAUGGACCGAUCAAAACGUCCCGCGCGCAACUGCUCAGGAAACGGCUUGCGUCGGGACGCUAGUAGUGUAGUUUCUCACUGUUACCGCAUUUAUAUAACGUGUACUUUACCCGGUGUUCCUUCCUCGCUCUUUCGGUGCUUUGAACGAGAGGCCCUCCUCAUUUGAAGAUGGGUUUGUGAUUAUUCUAGCAUUCGGAAUGAACGAAAAGGGGGGGGGGGGGGGGUGCAUAAAAGGAGGUUCAACUAUGGCGAAUUGCCACAGGUUUGCUGGCUUAUAUGUAUCAAUACGUAGACAUGCACAUUUGUCAAAAGUGACCUUGUCGCACUUCGCAGGCAACCUUUUAGUUGGCUGGUAAAGUGAUGUCGCAUUCUGACAAACAUAUGUCUGUAUGCCGAAAUGUUGUAUAUAGAUACACGGCUUCGCGCCAACAAUUAUUAUCCAAGCUUGCUUAAACGUCAGCGUUUCCACGUAUAACGCUCGGCAGAAACUGAGUUCUGGACAUGGAGGGAAACUACCGAAAGAAUAAUGUGCAAUGGCAGUUUCAUUGCUCUUUACUGAAAGUGGCAAAGAAUGAACGCUUCACACACCGAACUGUCCUGAGCAGAAAAAAAUGCCAAGUAUUCUGAGCUCCGGUACCACCGUUAAAAAAAAGUGAAAACGGGCCAAAUUUUCAGUCAUAAAGGCCUCACUGCGUCAUUCAACGUUGCAACUUCUAUGACAAGUCAACAGUAACGAAUCAAUUGACAAAUCACAAUUGACAAGCCACCCAACUACGAAUGUGCAAGGGAACUGUCGCUUUGCGUAUAUUGUACCUAGCCGCAGAUGAAAUGAUAUGUGAAGGCAGUGACUUCUGGCUUAAGAUGACACGUGUCUGUGCAACCUGAACUUGUAUCAGCACUGACAGUGACGUUCUGUGUGAACUUUCGAAGUUAUAUGCUGCCAGUGAUCAGCGGUGCUACGAGCCAGAUAAUACGGUACACAUGAAAGACGCAACUAGAACUGAGUACAUUGUCUUCACGUAUACUAAAUACACAUUAGCAAAUAUCCUUCCAGUACUAAUGUAUCUUUAUUAAUGAGAUUAAAUUAAACGACGCUGAAAUGGAAAAAUUUGAUAACCAUUUCAUUGCCAAUUUUUAGCCUAACAGUAUAUUGCUAAAUGAUGAAAUGGUGAUAAGAUUUCUGUGUUAAGAAAACAUUCCGACAAUGAAGCAUUUUUCGCUAACGCGCAUAUAUAAUCAAUUUAACACAAAAAAAAAUUGUACGUUUUACAGUUCCUGAGACUGUACCCAGUCAAUAAGGCAUUAACAACUUAAUUUCGAAAAUCUGUAAUAAAAGCGUGAUAAGCUCAAAAGAAAUCAGCUGCAUAAAAAGCACACAGACAAAUAAAUAGUCGGCAUAUUCAGCCCAGUUGGGUCACCAAAAGCAUCGCCAGGUGAAGUUAAGCCGGUUCCCAAUACGACAACGAUAUCAACAUUAAAGCCGAAAAAUCAAAUACAAAUUUAAGAAAUAUUAUUGCACAAACUAACACAAAAACAUGCUGAGGGUCACUACACGGAUACAAUAUUACUUUCAUUAAGUUAUUAAGGCUCUUCAGAUGCCCGUACUUUGCUUUAAUGAAUGAAAUCCUCUUCGCUCGGCCUCUCCUACGCAUCUCAUUGCUCUUAACUGGGUGCAUUUUACGCUUCGCCUGUCACAUAGAGAGAUAGUGAAACGGCUAUUUCUUCAAGUGCAUCUGCAUGCGUUGCCAGCCUUGUGAGAGCCAAACAGAAUGUUGAUUGCGGUUCACUUGGCAACGUUCAGCAACGUGCGCAUCAUGUUGAGCGUCCUUCCAUCUAUCUUCUCUGUGCAAACUUGCCUCUGUACCUAAACAAGAUAGCAACGAGAUAAGAACAAAUAUUCAGACUUGUACGUGUGCAUAGUGCCACUUUCAUGCUAUCCUAACGAAACUACGCGUUUGCAUGCUGCUAUACACAAAAUGAUUUUUUUUUCUUGCUUGAUUUUCAUCCUUUCAUGCAUGAUAUUACAAGACUUGAUGCUGAAGUCCAUUCGUAAAAAUAUUACAAGAACGGUUACAAUGUUAAGGAAUCCAGAAGUUAGAACUCCGUAAUUGGCAAGGGUUGGGCGAUAGCUUACUCGCACAGAAUUCACGCGAAAAUAUACCAUGCACAAAUGGCAAUACAGCGGAAAAUCUCCACUAAUAAACCAUGCGAUUGAAAUGGCAUCUUAAUACUUUCUAAAACCAAGGACAAAAUAUGCGUGCAAACAGUAAUUACUAAGCCUAACAUGAAUCUCUUUAUAGUGAAAUGGUAAGCUCAGCAUCGCGAUGUUAAUUUUGUGUGUGUGUAAGGGGGGGAGGACGAUUGCACGCUCUCGUUCAGCACGACGCACAAAGUACUCCUACGUGUGAAUAUUCUCUUAGUGCUUAGAUCAUCUUGAACACCUUUUAAAAGAAUAUCCAUGUUCCUCUACGUCUGUGUCUACGUCGGUUUUGCGUGCUUGCUUUUCAUGCACAUGCAAAAUAUUGCAAAAAUGUGCGACCGUGCCAAACGAAGAACGCGGCGUAUUCGCGACGCCGAAGGUUCGAAUGAUGCCGUGGGAGGGGACCGCGUGACGGUGUUCUCGCUGUGCUCACGAGUUUGUCGAGUGUCCGCGAGAUUUGUGACUUGAUGACGUCACUGAUUUGUCGCCGCUGAGACGCGGCGGCGUCAUGCUGUGACCGCGUCUUGUCUGUUGAGCUGCUCUGAGCUGUUAGAUAUGAAAGGAAUGAAGUAAUAAAAAAAAGCAAUGUCUUGUUGGCAG